GAAGGAUUUUUUCCCACUCAAAGGCGAAUCAGCGAACUGCGCAGCCGAUGGAGAGAGCAGCGGCCGAUUCCCGCAGCAGCGGCAGCACCGCCGCCGUUCAAGCGACCAACGACGAUGCUGCCGCCAGCAAGCUGUAAUGGGACAGAUUGGAGCAUUUGGAGUUCAGGUUCUGUUUAGAGAAAUUGGAAAUACAAAACAUAUGCAAAUGCUUGCAGAUAAGGUCCUGUGUGAAUAAAGGAUACAUGAAGGAUGAAUAUGUUCACUUGUUUGUUAGAAGACCUGUAAAGAGAGCGCCCAUAAUCAACCGUGGGUACUAUGCUCGUUGGGUUGCUCUCCGGAAGCUCCUUCUUCAGUUUCUCAAGUCCGAGAGGCACAACAAUGAUAACAUUCAGACAAAGAAGCAGAUUUUGUCUCUUGGAGCUGGCUUUGAUACAACCUACUUUCAGUUGGUGAAUGAAGGGAUUGCACCACAUCUUUAUGUAGAAGUGGAUUUUAAGGAGGUAACCAGUAAAAAGGCAGCUCUCGUAGAACGCUAUAGCCUAUUAAGAGACAAAGUUGGACCAGAAGCAUCCAUUUCAAUAGAAAGAGGUGAAGUGUUAAGUGAUCAUUACAAGCUACUCUCUGCUGAUAUACGCGAUAUCCAAAAACUAGAUAGCAUCAUAGGUCUGGCUCACUUGGAUCCCAGCCUGCCAACAUUUAUAAUUGCAGAGUGCGUUUUAAUAUACUUGGAUCCAGAUUCGACCCAUGCUAUUGUUGGAUGGGCUGCCAAAAAAUUCUCGACUGCAGUAUUUUUCUUAUAUGAACAGAUCCAUCCUGAUGAUGCUUUUGGAGAGCAAAUGAUAAAAAAUCUUGAAGGUAUUAUAAAUUAUCUUAUCAUCAUGAUUGUAUUUUUUUAA
Molecule: messenger RNA, 896 nt
Organism: Phoenix dactylifera (date palm)
Lineage: Eukaryota; Viridiplantae; Streptophyta; Magnoliopsida; Arecales; Arecaceae
Source: RefSeq, a predicted model, not a curated record